Messenger RNA from Recurvomyces mirabilis, 765 nucleotides. RefSeq lists its product as uncharacterized. NCBI's taxonomy places the organism in Eukaryota, Fungi, Ascomycota, Dothideomycetes, Mycosphaerellales, Teratosphaeriaceae. Gene Ontology annotation, molecular function: GTPase activity; nickel cation binding. The coding region runs from base 1 to 765 and encodes 254 amino acids. The transcript has 2 exons. The record is from RefSeq and is a predicted model, not a curated record.
AUGGCAGCACACUCGCACAGCCAUGAGGGCACGAGUCACUCACACCCUGGAGGCGAUCAUGGCCACACUCACGAAGUCCUCGACGGUCCGGGCUCGUUCCUCGGCCGCGAGAUGCCCAUAGUCGAAGGCCGAGAUUGGAAGGAACGAGCGUUCACUGUAGGCAUUGGUGGACCCGUCGGAUCAGGCAAGACAGCCUUGAUGCUAGCCCUGUGCCUAGCCCUACGUGACAAAUAUAACAUCGCAGCCGUUACGAACGAUAUCUUCACGCGAGAAGACUGCGAGUUCCUCACUCGCCAUAAAGCACUACCUGCUGAACGUAUCAAGGCUAUUGAGACGGGCGGGUGUCCUCAUGCGGCAGUAAGAGAAGAUAUCAGCGCCAACCUGGCUGCCUUGACAGAUCUGCACCGCGAAUUUAACACCCAGCUCUUGCUCAUUGAAAGUGGAGGCGACAACCUCGCAGCAAACUACAGCCGUGAGCUGGCAGACUUCAUUAUAUACGUAAUCGAUGUCAGUGGAGGUGACAAGAUCCCACGAAAAGGUGGGCCUGGCAUUACACAAAGUGAUCUACUUGUGGUAAACAAGACGGACUUGGCGGAGCUCGUCGGUGCAGAUCUGGGAGUCAUGGAUAGGGAUUCGAGGAAGAUCCGAGAAGGUGGUCCGACCAUAUUCGCUCAGGUGAAGCAUGGUAAGGGUGUUGAUAGGAUUGUGGAUUUGAUGCUAAGUGCGUGGCGGAGCUGUGGUGCAGCAAGUGCAAGUGGCUCGUGA